Messenger RNA from Glycine soja, 1584 nucleotides. RefSeq names its product aminoacyl tRNA synthase complex-interacting multifunctional protein 1-like. NCBI's taxonomy places the organism in Eukaryota, Viridiplantae, Streptophyta, Magnoliopsida, Fabales, Fabaceae. Gene Ontology annotation, molecular function: tRNA binding. The transcript is spliced from 12 exons. Bases 145 to 1317 code for a protein of 390 amino acids. The record is from RefSeq and is a predicted model, not a curated record.
GGAAGACAGAGAAAUCGGACAAAAACCUAAACCUAAACCUUACCCUGCAAAGUGUUGAAUUUACAGUGUAGUAGUAAAGUGAGUAGAGAAAUCGAAGUUGAAAAGAUAAUAGAUAGUAACAGCAUCAUUCAUCACUCAUCAGAGAUGGCUACCGUUGAAAGUAGAAGCAAAUCAGUGGUAUUGGCUCUCUCCAAGUACCUAUCAUUGGAUCCUAGUGUUGUUCCAGCCGAUACUUCAGACAGUGAUAUUAAGAGUCUUUACCUGAACAUCAUAGCGGUAUCAGGACAUGGGGUUAAUCACUCUGAUGAGGUGUUGAAGUGGGUAGCAUUUGCAGAAGCCUUCCCUGUGGCCCUUGAUGCAUGCUUUGAGAAUCUCAAUAGAUUAAAUGAUGAACUGUCUGAAAAGUCUGUGCUUCUGGGCAAUGGAUUGAAACCCUCUGAAGCUGAUGUUAUAGUGUAUUCAGUGAUUCAUUCUUCCCUGAUCAACCUUUCAGAUACAAACAAGGAAAAACUGCCACAUGUAUUGAGAUGGAUGGAUUACAUCCAGCACAAGCAAGAAUUUGUAGGUUUAUUUGAGAAAAUAUUGUUGCAGAAGCCUGGAUUUGAGCCCCCGGUAACACAACCUGUUGGAGCUGUGGAAGCUGAUUUAAAAUCAAACAAGACUGAGCAAAGUGUAAAGAAUGUCAACAAGUCCGAAGUAGACUCAAGCAAGGAUAAAAACAAAGCUGAGGGAAAGGCAACAGGAGGAAAAUCAACUGGAGACAAAGAACCCACCAAAGCCAAGGCAAAACCUGCUGACAAAGAAGUGGCUGAGAAAGAGAACGAAGUUAGCGUCAGUUUGCUUAAUAUUCAAGUUGGAUUAAUUCGCAAAGCAUGGAAGCAUCCAUCUGCAGAUAGUUUGCUAGUUGAGGAGAUAGAUGUUGGGGAGGACAAAGUGCGGCAGGUUGUUAGUGGUUUGGCAAAGUACUGCAAUCCUGAUGAGUUGACGAAUCGUCGUGUUGUACUUAUAACAAAUGUCAAACCUGGAAAACUACGGGAUGUGAUGUCUCAAGGAUUGGUCUUAUGUGCUUCGGAUGAAGGUCCAACCAUUGUGGAGCCCUUGCUCCCUCCAGAAGGAUCACAGAUUGGGGAACGUAUUUCUUUUUCUGGGAUUGAUGGAAAGCCAGAAGAUGUACUAAACCCAAAAAAGAAACAGCUGGAUAAGAUUACACCGCAUCUUUUCACUGAUGACAAGGGGGUAGCCACAUACAAGGGAAUACCAUUUAUGACGUCUGGUGGACCAUGCACAUCAUCCAUUCCCAGAGCAACUAUUAAAUAAUGGAGAUAUGGCCCAUUCAUUGUUCUUCGCCACUCAUAGAUUUUUGGUACCACAAAAUAUUUGAAGUUUUGAUUACGUUAAUGAGACGUUACUAUCUUGUUGACAAGCUUAUGCUGCACUUGCACUUGCAUGCUCUUUAAUGCUACCAAUAUAAUCUUGAAUCCAAUGAUUCUUGAGGUAAUACCAUAGUAACUUUCUCCACAUUGUAAAAAGAACGAAAGACUUUAAAAUUAUACAACCUACCAACCAAGGGUUAUUAUGCAGGCC